Molecule: messenger RNA, 17713 nt
Organism: Coregonus sp. 'balchen'
Lineage: Eukaryota; Metazoa; Chordata; Actinopteri; Salmoniformes; Salmonidae
Source: the annotation of a GenBank genome assembly
AUGGCAACCAAUGAGAACUGCCUGACCUCCCUCCCUGAGACUGGGAGAGGGGGGAUUGUGGAGGGAGGGGGGUGAAGCGGCACACCCCUGUCAGGAUGUCAGCUCUGUGAACUCACUACAGCCAGGAGACUGCCAGAGAUAUUCAAUAUGCAGGGACAGAGGGAGCACAUGCACAGACACACAACUCAAAAUGUACUGCUCUCUCUGCUUUGCUCAAUGUGUUCUGCAGAUGCUGCUGGCCUUGUUUCUCUCUCUCUCUCUCUGAGGAUCCACUCUGAGGUCUCCAAUAUCAGGAGGAGCACAUGUUAAUCCCUCAACACAAAUAUUGCAUAAAAUCAGUCUGCCUCUGUCUUGCACGACCCGGUUUGUUAUUCAACACAGGCAUUGCUGCUAGCUGUCCUCGCAAGAUGGCGUAAGGGUUUUGCCUUUGAUAUGCUGCAAAAGUUAGGCUAUCCUCCAAAAAAUGUAGCAUUCUCGUCUUUGUAUGGAGGCAGACUGCAGACAGACAAUGAUUUAUUUUAUUUUUUUAUGUGAAAGAGACCGACUGAAGCACUCCCAUUUAGUUAAAGGCUAGUGAUUGAGCAGAUUAAGUGGAAGUGGCUGAGAUGCACUAGGCAGAUAAUUGAGGUGAUAUAUUGAUCUGUCAGGGAUGGAUGUUAAGUGCCUGGAGGGCAGCAUCCUGUAUCAGGGUGUUGGGGAGAUCUGUGUCAUUUUAUGCCAUCCCUAUAUGCUGCUGCACCGUGUUUGUUCUCACCUUAACUAGGGUUGCAGAAUUCUAGUAACUUUCUCCAAAAUUGCCGCAACCAGGAGGGAUUAUGCAGGACAUCCAGAAUCCUCCAACCAGGAAUUUUGGAAAAAUUGCCGUAAUUUUGCAACCUUAACUAAAGCCUAACCAAACUAUACUGUCCACCUUAACCAGCCUACCCCCUCAUUGUCCUCCCUUACCAGUCUGUGACCUGUCCUCGUUUUUUGUGCGUCCCCCUAUCCAUCUGCCGCCCUCCUUUCUUCCUCAGUGCCCUCCCUCUGUCCCCCUGCUCUCUCGUUGCCCCCUGGCCAUACUUGUGUGCCCCCUGGGUACCACCCUCAGUCCUCCUGACCCCUCCCUGCCCCCACUCUGCUAUGCACAGAGCCCCUGAUUAUCUCUCAGUGGCAGCCUCUGUUUUGUGCUCUGAUUAAAGGAGCAGCAUGUGGUCUGUGUGAGUGGGGCCAUACAGACGGCAUUGGGGGAAUGCUAACAUUUAUGUCUGGGAGCGGGCACAAAGGCUUUGGGAAAACACACUAGGGUAUUUAUCAGUGGGCAGACACAAACACUGCCAAGAUAACGGUCAGCCCGGGCUUAGUAUGUCAUAAACACGCUGCAUGGGGAAUAGGUGGCGGAAUUGGAGGGCGAUAUCCUCCCACAACAACAAGCAUCAAAUCUUAUCAGUGUGGAAUUAGUACAGGAAUAGUUUUUGAAAACGUGCAUCCUAUUUUUAUGGAGUACGGCUGUGUUGCUGCAGAGUGUGGUGGGCCCGGCUUGAAUCAGACAGAUCACAGCCGAAAUCAAACAGACAUAAAUGUACAUGUAUGUGGAUGUGCCUUAAGACACAUAUUGAAGGUUUAAAGACAGCCUCCUCAUUGGAAAUGUUUCUAUUUGGGCUCCCACAUUGGUGCGCCGUGCGGUGCCCCUCUCCCAUCCUCCUCGUUCUCCUCCCGCGUCUGUCUGCUCCCCUCGCUGCCAAGCAGGCUGUCUCUCUCUCACAGGCACAGCUCAGCCAAUAGGAGCGCACCAGUCUCCCCAUUGCUUGCCACUCAACACCUUGUUGCCAGGACAACAGGAAGGCAUGAGACCCACUUUACUUGAGCAUUUUAAACUUGGUGUUGACUCUUUACUGAAAACAAGGAAAGGUCUUUCUCUCUCAGUAAAAUUCCCAUCUAUGAUGGCGCUCUUAAAUCUAAACCCCUCCCUUUCUUUCUUUCUUUCUUUCUUUCUUUCCUUUUAUCCUGUCACAGCAAUGGCUUGAAAUCAUUUUAGUGGACAUAACAAAGGCAUUUACAUAGAAGUUGAUUGUCAAAAUUAUGUGACACAAAUAAAUGUAUGUAUCUUGUAUCUUUCUGAGAACAUUCUAAAUUGUAAGCUAUUUUGAAGGUCUGUGUUUAGUGAACACAUUAUUACAAUGUCAUAUGGUCGUCUAAUCACAACUUCUGUCUCUUCCAGGUCUGCAAUGUUAGAUGGCGACAUGUUUAUUCUGGUUUUCAUACUUCUGGUUUUAACCUCUUCCAGUGUGGAAGGUAAGAUUUUGACACCUUUCCUUAAUACAAAAACAUGGCUAUUCUCACGAACAAAGAGAUUUGGGUACAUUAGGUAGCCGCUUCAGAGAUUACACGCAUUCAGUACCAUUUCCCAUACAUUCGGCCAAGUACACGGCUCCGAAUCUGCGUAGUGAGUUUACAUUUUUCUGUCGAGGGCGUGCUUUGUCUCUCUCCCUCUCCCCCGCUGUCUCGCAGCAUUUUUUUAACAACUGCGGUGACAGGCUUGCAGACUGGGCUCUGGGAGAACUGAGGAUUUCUCAGUGUCACGGUCUGGCUGGCUGGGGAUACUUAUUAUUCUGCAUCGCCUACUGUAGUGGAGCAGCUAAAUGAUAACAUGCUCAUUAUAAGAAUGAGGGAGGUUGAACAUAGCAAAGCUCCUGCACUAACAUGACCACAAUAUUCACAUAUUAACAAUGCCGAAUGUCUGCAUAUUUUAUGCCUCUGUUGAUGGUUAAAUGUGUUUAUUUUCAGUUAUAUCCCUCAGUAUGUGUUGUGAUUUUGUUAGUUUGAGUUUGAAAUGAAUGGAGAAUACUAAGAAUGUCUGUCUGGUCUUAUGACUGUGCAGAUAAGGGCAACUAUGAGUGUUUGUGCGACGGGCCGUCAUGCGACAGGGCAGACCGGUGUAUUGGCCAGCAGUGCUUCUCGGCCGUCUCCAUCCAGAACGCCACGUCCUUCCGACAGAAGGGGUGCAUUGUGAGCCGUGGCGAAGGGUCCAUAAGUUGCGAAAGCCCCCCAUCCCAUAACUUGACUGUGGAGUGCUGCCAUGGCGACCUUUGUAACAUGAAUGUCACAGUGGCAGACCCAGAGAAAGGUGACACAUUGUUUUCAUUGAAAUCAUUACACAUGCUUUUAGCCCUCCCUCAACACUAUCAGCAUGCUGAGUCACUCACAUUACCACUACAAAUAUCUACCUGCCAUAACAUCACCACUUUGCAUAAUGAUUUAGUUAAUAACACAUUUACAUUUCGUUUUUCAUUUGCUUGAAGGCCAUUUGGGUACAUUAGUGAAAUGCUGCAUAAACAAAACUACCGAAAGAGUCGUUAUAUUUGAUAUUUGUUUAAAUGAAUGAGAAUUACAAGGUUUCAUGGAUUUCGCUGAUCUCCCUUUUUUAUUGAACAGAUGAGGAAGUGCUGCCUACCUUGCAAGACAAUGAGUGUGUGUGUGAGGGACGGUCGUGUGAGGGAGGAGAGCGCUGUACGAGCCAGCAGUGUUUCUCCUCUGUGAAGAUCAGUGACGGGUAUGUGGUUCACCAGAAGGGCUGCCUUCAGGAUGACGACCAGGGGAGAGCCACCUGCGCCACCCCUCCCUCUCCCAGCCACAUAGUCAAGUGUUGCCAGGGGCACCUGUGUAACAUGAACGUCACCGUGGAAGCACCAGCGAAAGGUAACGCACCACCCUGUUUUCACUUAAAUAAUUUCAAAAUUUUUCAUCAUCUUGGCCUCACUGAAGCUCCAUCUCUCACUUAUUUUAGUUUUUAGACGUAAAGAUAUAUUACAUUUACAUUUUAGUCAUUUAGCAAUCACUUACAACUUAUUUUUUAAGAAGAUAGGUACGCAUAUCAUAGAGGUGAUUUAAUAUUUAUGACGAUACACUACAUGACCAAAGGUAUGUGGACACCUGCUCGUCGAACAUCUCAUUCCAAAAUCAUGGGCAUUAAUAUGGAGUUGGUACCCCCCUUUGCUGCUAUAACAGCCUCCACUCUUCUGGGAAGGCUUUCCACUAGAUGAUGGAACGUUGCUGCGGGGACUUGCUUCCAUUCAGCCACAAGAGCAUUAGUGAGGUCGGGCACUGAUGUUGGGUGAUUAGGCCUCGCUCGCAGUCGGCGUUCCAAUUCAUCCCAAAGGUGUUCGAUGGGUUUGAGGUCAGGGCUCUGUGCAGGCCAGUCACGUUCUUCCAUACCAAUCUCGACAAACCAUUUCUGUAUGGACCUCGCUUUGUGCACGGGGCCAUUGUCAUGCUGAAACAGGAAAGGGCCUUCCCCAAACUGUUGCCACAAAGUUGGAAGCACAGAAUCGUCUAGAAUGUCAUUGUAUGCUGUAGCGUUAAGAUUUCCCUUUCACUGGAACUAAGGGGCCUAGCCCAAAGCAUGAAAAACAGCCCCAGACCAUUAUUCCUCCUCCACCAAACUGUACAGUUGGCACUAUGCAUUGGGUCAGGUAGCGUUCUCCUGGCAUCCGCCAAAUCCGUUCUGUGAGCUUGUGUGGCCUACCACUUCGCGGCUGAGCUGUUGUUGCUCCUAGACGUUUCCACUUCACAAUAACAGCACUUACAGUUGACCGGGGCAGCUCUAGCAGGGCAGAAAUGUUAAGAACUGACUUGUUGGAAAGGUGGCAUCCUAUGACGGUGCCACGUUGAAAGUCACUGAGCUCUUCAGUAAGGCCAUUCUACUGCCAAUGUCUGUCUAUGGAGAUUGCAUGGCCGUGUGCUCGAUUUUAUAUACCUGUCAGCAACGGGUGUGGCUGAACUAGCCGAAUCCACUGAUUUCAAGGGGUGUCCACAUACUUUUGUAUAGUGUAUCAUAGAGAUAGGGUUGAAGGGAAAGCAAAUGUUAGUAUGGUGACUAGCUCCAAGGUGAAGUUUCCACUAAGUACAGCUCUAGGAUCAGCUUCCCCUCCCCCAUUCCUAAACUUAACCAUUAGUGGGUAAAUACAAACUGACCCAAGAUCAGCGUUUAGGGUCAACUUCACCCUAAUCCAUGAGCAAUAAUUCUGAAUUUCUGUUUCCUGUCCAGAGGAGAAAGUGAAGUCCGCCGGCGAGCACGAGUGUGUGUGCAAGGGGCGGUCGUGUGCCACCGGGCAGCGCUGCAUGGGCCAGCACUGUUUCUCCAGUCUGACGGUCAGCGACGGAGCCCUGGUCUUCCAGAAGGGCUGCUUCAAGGUGUACGAGCAGAGCAGGAUGACCUGCAAGACGCCGCCCUCCCGCGACCAGAUUGUGGAGUGCUGCCAGGGCCACCUGUGUAACAUGAACAUCACUGUGGAGCUGCCUGUUAUAGGUAAAUAAAUACACUGGCCACUUGGCACCCUAUUUGGGACACACACAAUGGCACACAUUCAUUCAUAUGCAUCUGUAUUCUAAUGGAGGUCUGUGUGAUGCACAUUUGCAUUCAAACCAAGGUUAUUAACCCCUUAAACCCCUUGCAUUGGCCUAUGUGGAUAGGGCUACAUUUAAAUGUUUCUUACAGAAGAAAUAUGGAAAGCAUAUGCAUAACCAUGGUAGCAAUCAAAAAGGGAACAGUUUGUAGAUUAUGGGGAAAUUAUUAGACUAAAGGUGAGAACAAAACAGUUAAUCUGACAAAAGACUGAAUCCAAAUAUUACACUGUUGAUUUUAUGUGCAUUUUACAUUUACUGUACUUUUGGCCGCGUUUGUUGAUAUCGAAAUCUGAAAAUACUCUGGAUACAUUCAGUAACAUGAUAAGAAUAUUCCUGGAAAAUUUGGUGCAUAAACAUAAGAGCAAAAAAUGCCAAGGAUUUGAGUGAGAGGUCUAACUGGUGUCUCCAAGUGGCCACACACCUAUCCAAAAUGUGCACAGUUCCUACGUAAUUUCAAUGCACUUUUAUGACUCAAAGAAGAGUCUUCAAUGAUAAGGUGCUAUUUUGAGCUCGCCUAGCUGUGCCGUUGAGGAACUAUAGCAAGCAGACUUGUAGUUGUUUUCUUUGGAACACAACCCUGCAUCCCCGCCUCUACAUUUACAUUUUACAUUUACGUCAUUUAGCAGACGCUCUUAUCCAGAGCGACUUACAAAUUGGUGCAUUCACCCUAUAGCCAGUGGGAUAACCACUUUACAUUUUUUUUUUUUUUUGGGGGGGGGGGGGGGGGGGUAGAAGGAUUACUUUAUCCUAUCCCAGGUAUUCCUUAAAGAGAUGGGGUUUCAAAUGUCUCCGGAAGGUGGUGAGUGACUCCGCUGUCCUGGCGUCGUGAGGGAGCUUGUUCCACCAUUGGGGUGCCAGAGCAGCGAACAGUUUUGACUGGGCUGAGCGGGAACUAUGCUUCCGCAGAGGAAGGGGAGCCAGCAGGCCAGAGGUGGAUGAACGCAAUGCCCUCGUUUGGGUGUAGGGACUGAUCAGAGCCUGAAGGUACAGAGGUGCCGUUCCCCUCACUGCUCCAUAGGCAAGCACCAUGGUCUUGUAACGGAUGCGAGCUUCAACUGGAAGCCAGUGGAGUGUGCGGAGGAGGGGGGUGACGUGAGAGAACUUGGGAAGGUUGAACACCAGACGGGCUGCGGCAUUCUGGAUGAGUUGUAGGGGUUUAAUGGCACAGGCAGGGAGCCCAGCCAACAGCGAGUUGCAGUAAUCCAGACGGGAGAUGACAAGUGCCUGGAUUAGGACCUGUGCCGCUUCCUGUGUAAGGCAGGGUCGUACUCUCCGAAUGUUGUAGAGCAUGAACCUGCAGGAUCGGGUCACCGCCUUGAUGUUAGCGGAGAACGACAGGGUGUUGUCCAGGGUCACGCCAAGGCUCUUCGCACUCUGGGAGGAGGACACAACGGAGUUGUCAACCGUGAUGGCGAGAUCAUGGAACGGGCAGUCCUUCCCCGGGAGGAAGAGCAGCUCCGUCUUGCCAGGGUUCAGCUUGAGGUGGUGAUCCGUCAUCCAUACUGAUAUGUCUGCCAGACAUGCAGAGAUGCGAUUCGCCACCUGGUUAUCAGAAGGGGGAAAGGAGAAGAUUAGUUGUGUAUCGUCAGCGUAGCAAUGAUAGGAGAGGCCAUGUGAGGAUAUGACAGAGCCAAGGGACUUGGUGUAUAGGGAGAAAAGGAGAGGGCCUAGAACUGAGCCCUGGGGGACACCAGUGGUGAGAGCACGUGGUGAGAGCACUCUACACAAUUACUCUACACAAUUACUGUUAUUUAAAUAUUCCGAAAACGGUCCAUUUAUAAAUCGCAAUCUGGUCAGGUGGGCAUAAUAUGAAAGCGUGUUCUAUUGCUAACAUGACUAGCUAAAUUACAAAAUAUAUUCUUACAGUGUUAGGCUUUCACAAGGCAAUUCAGUGAAGCAGAUUGUAAUUUUGGUGCGCAUCACAGGUUGUUUGAGGCACUUUAAUUGGGGAGAACGGGCUCGUGGUAAUGACUGGAGCGGAAUCAGUGGAAUGGUAGAAAAUACAGCAAACACAUGGUUUCCAGUAUAUUACAUGAGUUGUAUAAUAUGGAAAUGUGAAGUGCACGUUUGGACUAACGGCUGUUUGGCUUGCUUGUCUGACAUCAAAGCGGUAAUUAUUAUAAUCCUCAACGUCUCAUCUUUCAAAGUACAUCAAGUCCUCUUUAUUUACAGCAUUUCCCUCACUCAAACAACAAAACAUUAGCAAAAGUUGCCCAAAUGGGGGCAAAUUCUUUUUGCGCGUGGUGUUCAGAACUGCUGUCAGUCAAAACCAUUACUGGGCUGUGAAGCGUAGACCUUGAGCUCUGACGUCAUGUAUAGCGUAGUACUUUACAGCAACUGCCUUCCAAUUUAGGUGCUUGUCAGUGUCAAUAUCAGCUAUUUUUAACCCGUAUACGGAGAACUACUGCCAAGAAAACAACAUUUUUGGGCCGUAUGCUCUCAGUGAUCUGCUGUCUGUGAUCGGUUGACUGACGUGAAGAGGCAGGUGCUCUAUUGAUUCUGUCUACUUGGCCAUUCUCCAGCGAGGACGCGAUGCUGCGGUGCAUGAAAUUGUCUGCCAUAGCCGUUUGCUGCAUGGUCCUCUAUUGGUCUGCUUGGUCUGCAUUUCAGGCCUGUGUGGCGGUUACACCCUGAGCACCUCCACAGCAGAGGAGGGGACAGUCUGAGAAAAAAGACAAACGUUUGAAUUUUGUUUAGUCAUGGUCUACUUCCUCCUAUGUCCUCUCUGAGAUUGUUUUCGCUGCCUGACACAGACCUGUAAGGCAGUGUAUAGCAGAGCCCCCCGGGAAAGGAGAGGACACUGAGUCUGCGUCCCAAUUGGCACCAUAUUCCCUACAUGGUGCACUACUUUUGACCAGGGAAUAGGGUGCCAUUUGGGACACAGCCUGAAUGAAAUGUAUAGCUCUGUUCUCUGAAAUUCAAUGACUCUCCUCUCCUAUCCACAGUAAAAAGAGUAUGUAUAAAAAUGAAUUAUUUCCUAAAUAUCAAUAUUUCUUUGAGGUUAGUCCCUGUUUUUGUUAAACACACAAGAAGAUCUUACCAUCUACCAAAAGCAACAAUGUUUCUGCGAUAACAUUUUACAUGGGUCAGACUUAAACACAAGAACAGUAGAAAAUAUUGACACUCGAUGUGCCAUAAUCUCGGUCUAAAAUCAGUUGUUUUCUAUACUGUCUAUUCUGAUCUAGGUUAGCUUCAUUGAAUUCCACUCCCCAAGAGUGCCAUGCGAAGGAGAAGGAGUUCAGUAUGCAAGAGAGAAAAGAGGGAGCAUUGUCUGCGCUGCGGGCUCGGCAGUCUUUUCUCCCUGGAAUGUUUGGAGUGUGGAGUGUGUGGUAGUCAGUCAGCUCCCCAGGCAGCCUGUUGAUAUGUGGCCUACCCACCCGUGGAUGUAUGCUGCAGUGUGCUCUUACCUCGGCCUCCCUGCCUGCCUGUGUCCAUUUUGUCUCUCCCCCUCAGCCCUGGAGCCAGGUUCCUCAGUCUGUGUGGUCAAAGCAGAGCAGGCAGGCGGAGGAGGGAGAGAAUGGGUUCUUUAACAUGCCUAAUUAUCAUCGCCUCAACUUGAAUGAUGCCUCCCAAAGCUUAGGGCUUUAGUAAACGCUGUGUUGGAUCCCCGGGGCAGCUGGGCUCACUGCUCACCUGGCUAAGCUGAACUGAGGAGGAACUUUGGUUGUACUGCAGAUUUCAAAUUCGUAGUCCAAACACGGUACUGGAUGUAUGUAGUUUGUGUUUAAAGGGGAUUUUGGUGCUGGAGAUUUUUUUUGUCUUCAUCUGGUUCUGAUAUGAUAUACUUUAUUGUCCCUGAGGGGAAAUUUGACUUGGACAGUUGAGUGCUGGGACGAAAAACCCACACCCUCUUCCUUGUGUCUGUUUCCCAUAUAUUUAGGCAGAUCAUAUCUUUUUAACUGUGUUUUAUAUAUUGUAUGACAUCACAUUUGAUUCAUGUUUCUACAUACAGUAUGUACCAGGAUGUUCAAAUAAACCUAAACCUCUUUCCCAUCCUCGUAGCAAGCGACCUGCCCAACUACAGCUUGACUACACUGGCCAUCGUCAUCGUGGCUCCAGUCAUCGUGCUCAUUGUCCUCUCAGGCAUUGCCAUCUUGGUGUUCAGACGCAUCCACCAGAACCAGAUGGAGAGGCUGACGGCCCGGGAAGCUGAGUACGGCACCAUAGACGGCCUCAUAGCCUCUAAUGUGGGGGAGAGCACACUGGCGGUGAGUAAGACAUAAUCAUACUUAGGGUUGCAAAAUUCUGGUAACUUUUCCAAAAUUACUAAGUUUUCCUGCAAUCCUGGUUGGAGGAUUUCCUGCUUAUUCCCUUCUGAUUCCGGGCUUCUUCUAACCAGGAUUUGUGGAAAACCAGGGAAUGUUGGGACAUUGCAACCCUGUACUAGAGCAUGCCAGGCCUGGGCUCGGUGGGGAGCUGUGGUUAGUAUGGUUUGAAUCCACGCAGUCCAGCACGGAACACAUUUAUGCACUCUCAAACUAUGGAAUUAUGUUGAGCCCAAAGAGCACUUGUGUGUGCACUAGACUAGAGAAUGUGUGUUAGGUAGUCAUGCACUCCAUGUUCCUGGGUGUUCAUGUUGUAGACUUAUAUCAACCCGGCCAGGAUUACAUUUCUGCCCUCGGAAUUGUGAAUGAAAUAAUUUGUUCUACCACUGUGAUGGAAAAGAUGGGUAUUGUUUUACCAGAGCAUAUUGAGAGCAUGUGUUUCACGGAUACACAUGAUUUCAACAAAAUGGCCCAUUUUGUUUUGAAGAAUGUUGGCUACUCUAGUGAAAUAAUGCUUUGAGUUUGCAACUGUAAUCAGCAUUUGUUUGAUCAACUUCAGCAAUCUACCCACCUCAAGACCCAGACCAAUCCCAUCUAUUUUUUAUUAAAAACUUGAAGGAAAACACUAAACAGGCUGAAUGUUUACAUCGGGGUGACCAUUCUCACUGAUAACACUGGGCUGAGGUGUGCUAGAGGAAUUGCUGAUGAUGGAUUUAUUUCUAGCUAUUUCCAAAGCCCAUCAGAGCACUUGGCAAUGUAAACCCCAAAUAUGCUGCCGCAUAAUGUUUGUUUCAGUAUAAUUAAAAAGUGCUUGACAGCACCCGGAGAAAAGUUAUUAGAAACUGUGGUGGCAGUAAAAAAAGAAAAACCCGUAGGUCUCCCUCAGUAGCCCUGGAAGCCUAAGUCUGUGGUGAUUGUGGUAAUGCUGUGGCUUAAUUCCCCCCCUUCAACAGAACUGCCCAGAUCUGCCCCCCAAUAAACAGGGACUUUAAUUCAAAACAAAAUAAGUUGUCAUUGGUUUAACGGCUUCUGUUUAGUAUUUUUCUCCAUUCCCAAAUUGCACACAGCAUGUGUUUUAUGCGUGUGGUAUCUAUCUUUUUUAGUUUUAGUCCUCUCUGCUUGUUAGUUUGUUUUUCUCAGCAGUAUUUGAUAGAGUUGCUGAACACUGCCCCCUUGUGUCAGCCAUGACACCCUGCUGAUGCCUGGAGAGGAGAUACAAAUAAAAGGCUUAGCAGCAUUGCGUCUGUUUGGAGUCUGGGGCUGGGAUUAGAUCAAAUCUCUCAGAUCCCUCAGCUCACUAAUCACCAGGGACUGCUGUUGUUUACCCAGCAGAGGGCCCUCUGCUGCUCCAGGGUGGCUAGACAGACAGACGCACAGACUGACAGACUGACAGACUGACAGACUGACAGACUGACUGACAGACUGACAGACUGACAGACUGAGAGACUGAGAGACGCACAGACUGACAGACGCACAGACUGACAGACGCACAGACUGACAGACGCACAGACUGACAGACGCACAGACGGACAGACGGACAGACGGACAGACUGACAGACUGACAGACGGACAGACGGACAGACGCACAGACUGACAGACGCACAGACUGACAGACGCACAGACUGACAGACGCACAGACUGACAGACGCACAGACGGACAGACGGACAGACGGACAGACUGACAGACGGACAGACGGACAGACUGACAGACUGACAGACUGACAGAUUGACAGACGCACAGACUGACAGACGCACAGACUGAUUGACUGACAGACAAACAGGCAGGCGGGCAGACGGACGCGCAGGCGGGCGUACAGACAGGCAGACGGACGUACAGACAGACGUACAGACAGGCAGGCAGAUGGACGUAUAGACAGACAGGCAGGCAGGCAGACAGACGUGCAGACAGACAGACAGACAGACAGACAGACAGAAAGACUGCUUGCUUGUCAGCAUCUCCAGGAUGGUCAGACAGACAUGCACACAGACAGACAGCCAACUAGCUAGCAUUUGGAGUCUGAGCACUAAGCAGCAACAAAUUCCACUCAGCCUCCCCAACGUGGGCCACAUCAGAGGGAGGGGGGCCGACCGUAUUAACUCCCCAUCUGAAUCCCAAAUGCUCUGCUGUGUUGUGGGCUGGGCCACCUUCAUCUAGAGAGAGUACAGGCUGAUCAAAUUCCUCUGGUUGCAGUUCAUUUAUUGUCUGUCCCUCUUCUCUCUCCUAGGAUUUGCUGGACCACUCGUGCACGUCGGGAAGCGGCUCCGGACUCCCCUUCCUCGUUCAGAGAACUGUCGCCCGACAAAUCACGCUCAAUGAGUGUGUGGGUCAGUAUCCAAUCAGAGCCUGUUCUGUCUUUGUUCAGUGGCUAAGGCGUACGUUUAGCCUCAGUGCAGGUUUUGGAGUAAAUGUUUUUUUUAAGACAUCUUAAAGUGUAGCACCGUUGGAACAGAGAUUUGUGUUGCAAAACAGAGCCACUGCUGUUCUCUGACCCUGAGAGAUUUCAGUAUGUCACUUAAUAUUUCUCUUAGUUUUCCUCGAGUUGGGUCUGAAACAUGGCCAGAUGGCCAAUGUAACACCCAACUCCCUAAACCAACGUUGCACACAUUUGAUUUGUGAGUCGAGUAUAAACUGCCAACAAAAAUAUUUUUAACAAACAUGUUUCAUUUAAUGUCAAAUGGGGAUAUACAGGUAACUGCCAAAAUAAAGGAAACACAAACAUAGUGUCUUAAUAGGGCGCUGGGCCACCGCAAGCCGCCAGAACAGCUUCAAUGUGCCUUAGCAUAAAUUCUACAAGUGUCUAGAACUCUAUUGGAGGGAUGCGACGCCAUUCUUCCACAAGAAAUUCCAUUGUUUGGUGUUUUGUUGAUGGUGGUGGAAAACGCUGUCUCAGGCGCCGCUCCAGAAUCUCCCAUAAGUGUUCAAUUGGGUUGAGAUCUGGUGACUUAGACCCACAUACUUUAAACCCCAAUGCUCUUUUGAAACCCCUCUUUCUAAGUCAUUGAGAUCUCUUCUAGCCGUGGUAGCCAAAAUAAUGGGCAACUGGGCAUUUUUAUACAUUAUCCUAAGCAUGAUGGGAUUAAUGAUGGGUUAAUUGCUUAAUUAACUCAGGAACCACAACUGUGUGGAAGUACCUGCUUUCAAUAUACUUAGGAUCUCUAAUUUACUGAAGUGUUUCCUUUAUUUUGGCAAUUACAGUACCUGUAGUUUUACAUUUUAGUCAUUUAGCAGACGCUCUUAUCCAGAGCAGUUAGUGAAUACAUAUUUUUUUUUAUACUGGCCCCCCGUGGGAAUCGAACCCACAACCCUGGCGUUGCAAACGCCAUGCUCUAUCAACUGAGCUACAUCCCUUGAUAUAGUUUAUGCAAAAGGUCAAGGUUGAGUAGUAUGACCAAAAUACAAUUGCACUAUGUGUUCCAGUAACUAAUGGUCUAGAAUGUUGUGUAAUACUACCUUAUAAAAUAAAUUUAAAUCAGUGAAACUAUCUCUAAAUACAUUUUUACAAAGAUUUCAUAAUUGUUACAUGACAGCCUGAGAUAAUCUGACAUUUGCGUUGGAGAUGAACAUUGGGUUUACAGUAAUCCCUCGUUUAUCGCGGGGGUUACGUUCCGAAAAUGACCCGCGAUAAGUGAAAUCCGCGAAAUAGAAAACUUUUUUUUUUUACAAUUAGCAACUAUUACAUGUAUACAAAUACAGUGACUCACGUGUAGGCCGUUUCACUGCUCUUCAGACUGGGCCGCUGCAUCCUGACUGCGCUCUGCAGUGUUCUCUUCUUCUGAAGCCCGCGGUGCAGGUGUGUUUGUUCGGGAGAAGAACAUAGUGAUAGGCAGCUGUUGUCGCUCUUUUUUCUUCUUUGCAAAAAGAUCCUUGUACACCGACAUGCCACCAUCGAUUACGUUGGAGAACUGUAAUGAACGGCUCAUCAAAGGGUCCCAUUCCUCAGCUACUCGCUUAAGUUCAGUGGCCAUUCGCACCAUGGUUGCUAAGCGACCAAGCGUUAGUCCUUCCUCCUCAUCUCUCGUGUCCUCUUCUCCCUCUUCUCUUUCAUCGUCGCUUUGUGGCUUUGUCAUUUACCUUCCCUUAGCAUGUCCAGAAGUUUAACUUUAUCUGAGAUAGGUAGCAUCUUCCGCCGUUUGGGCCCAUCCGCAGGUGCUUUUGUCGGUCCAGGCCGUUUCGUCGACAUUAUGGGUUUAGGAGAUGUUCGAAAUUACAAGAUAAUUUGGCCAACUUAAUGUAAAUUUGCCAAGCUGUUUUAUGUACGUACACAUAACUGCACGAGACGACAAAAUGAUAGCACAAUUCGUAGCAUGUUUUGAUACAAGAAGCGGGAGUGAGUUUUUAGCGAAUCAGAAUGCAGAGCACAAUGCACCAAAAAAAAAAAAAUGCAUUAUGAAAAUCCGCGAAAUAGCGAAUCCGCGAUAAGUGAACCGCGAAGUGGCGAGGGAUCACUGUAUUCCUGUUAGAGAGGGUUAAUAUUUUCACACUGUAUUUGAUGAAUCACAUUUUCAGUAAUUCAUUAAAAAUGGCUGUAUGAAAUGGCACCCUCUUCCCUAUAUAGUACACUACUUUUAACCAGGGCCCAUAUGACUCUGGUCAAAAGUAGUGCACAAUUUUUAGAAUAGGGUGAAAUUUCUGACGUUCACAAUGUCUGCUUUACUCUAAUCUUUUUCCUAUUUUCUUCCCCCUAUUAUAGGUAAGGGGCGCUAUGGUGAGGUGUGGCGGGGCCAAUGGCAGGGGGAGAGUGUGGCCGUGAAGAUCUUCUCAUCCAGAGAUGAGAAGUCCUGGUUCAGAGAGACUGAGAUCUACAACACAGUGCUGCUGAGGCACCAGAACAUUCUGGGUACGUACCUCCAGCCAUGUUCUGGACAGGAGCUGUUCUCUAUGGGACAAAUCCAAACUUCCACUCAAGGCAAAUUUUCACUUAGUCAUGCAUUGAUGUCAAUGGGAGACUAAGAAAAUAUGACUUAGGAGCAAAUACUAUGUGUCCGGCAGUGUUUUAGUGUUGCAUCUUAGUGACAAUGUCUGUGUCAUAUUGAUUUUUUACCCCUCCUUUCCCUGAGUUCUAACAACUCUGUGUGUGUCUGUGCGUCUGCAUCUGUCUGUGUGUGCCUUUGACUGCAGGCUUCAUCGCUUCGGACAUGACUUCCCGAAACUCGAGCACCCAGCUGUGGCUGAUCACCCACUUCCACGAGAUGGGCUCGCUGUACGACUACUUGCAGCUGAGCACUCUGGACACAGCCAGCUGUCUCCGCAUGGCCUUGUCCAUCGCCAGCGGCCUGGCGCACCUCCACGUGGAGAUCUUCGGUACCCAGGGAAAGCCGGCCAUCGCCCACCGAGACCUCAAGAGCAAAAACAUACUUGUCAACAAGAACGGCCAGUGCUGCAUCGCUGACCUGGGUAAGAGCAUAGGCUUCCGGAUAUAAAGCAUAUGUAUUGUGACAUUCAUUCAUUCAAAAUGUGUAUAGGUUGUUGUUCACUAGAGGUUGUUUUUCACAUGACCGUUUUCUGUCAUUGUGUCCAUAUUAUGUAUUGUGAUAAAAAUAAAUAGCGGGCCAUGUUGUCCACAUCUACUGUGGGUGGAGAGGAUGUUCUGUUUGUUGUUGGAAAGAUGGUGGUAUGAGCUUCUUUGCUAGUAGGCUAUGCCACCAAACACUCCAACCCUGUUCCCUCCAUGUUUGUUGAUCAUUAGAGGAAGAACAGCAGAGCCGGUGGCUCUUUAAAUCUUAACCAAAAAUGCAUUAAGGGGUACUCUUGUGCACCAUGUUGCAUACUCACAAUGUUCUCUGUGCUAAUGAUGUGAGCUAUUUCAGGUGGCACUUGCAACCUACUGCUACUAAUUGAGACUACUACUACGAUCACAACCGUCACUGCUGUUAAGUUGUUUAUGGAAUGUUAUGUUGUUUCUACUCACAAUCAAGAUAAUGAGUUAUUUUUGUUAUUUGAUGUUGUUGGAAAAAUAGGGUUGUUUUUGACAACAGUCCUAAGCUAACGGGUUGUUUUACAUUGCUAUUUUGUUCAAAUCCACUAGAGGACAGUGUUCUCUACUUUGGAUAUAUUCAUUUUGGGUUAUUUACUUAGAUAUAAUAUCAUAUGUAAAUGAUUUUGCUAUGUGAUUUUUGUAUUUUAAUUAUUUUGGACAUUUUUGAUAAACAGAAGCCUGUUUUUUGUCCCAGGUCUCGCUGUGAUGCAUUUCCAAGACACAAAUGAGUUAGACGUGGGAAACAACCCUAAAGUGGGCACGAAGCGCUACAUGGCUCCAGAGGUCCUGGACGACUCCAUCCAGAUGGACUGCUUUGAGUCCUUCAAAAGAGUGGACAUCUGGGCCUUUGGCCUGGUCCUGUGGGAGAUUGCCAGGAGGACGGUCAGCAACGGUCAGUACAAUACAUGCUGCAUGGUUUCUUCUGUUCUCUCUCACUCCUUUAUUAAUCUACCAUCCAAUCAACGUUGAUUUGUCAUAUGCACAGAAUACAGCAUAGUGUACACAGUACAAUUAAAUAAUUAAUGCAAGCUCUCCUCUCAAACAGGGCAGAAACUAAAAAGUAUCCAGUAAAAAGGUAGAAUAAAAAAAACAAUCUAGAAUGUCAUGCAUUUAGGACAAUAUGACAAAGCAUCUUUCCUAUAGUAGUUGCAUCAUACAGAGCUGCUGUAUAUAUCUGUCUGUUACCUGCCUGUCUGCAUAUGAAUGCUUGUCUUGGAAUAUUCUCUGAUGUCCCUGUCAGGGCGUAGUAAAAUCCUAUACAAAUAUGUAAAACAUAAUUUAGUGUCUAGCUGGAUUUUUUAGGAUUGAUUUCACCACUUCAGAGGAAGUGUUCCUCUCGCAGAAAGUCUUUAGCAAUCUGAUAGCAUAACUGCCAUAUAUAUCACUUUGCUAAGCACAAAGUUGCAGAACAAGCCAAUGAUUCAAGUCCUGAGACUUAAUCAGUGUCUCAUUGAUUAAAUGAUUGAAUGUGGAGUGACAGACAACUCUCCCCAUGUGUCUGUGGUCUAGUCUGGGACUAGAGGUGCUGGCGUCUUAUCUGAAAUGGAUCCUGCUUUCUCCACUCCCAGUUAAAUGGUUUCAUGGUUAUUUAUAGUUGAGCCUGGCUGACAGCCACACACAGGGUAUUGGUUAAUGCAGGACACCGCAACCUUACUUUCCCCAUGGCUUUCCACCUGGUACACAGUAGCAAGUGAGAGCAACUAUCAAAACAAAGUACUUUGUUAGCAAUUACCUGUGCUAUCUCACGUAUUGUGUUUGUGACCUUUUUUACUUACUUUAAAUUGCCAUGCUGAUGAUUGUGAGAUCUUAUGGACAUCUGUGUUGUGUAUUUACCCUCAUACUCUGUGUGUAGGCAUUGUAGAGGACUACAAGCCUCCCUUCCAUGAUGUGGUGCCCAGCGACCCCAGCUUUGAAGACAUGAAGAAGGUUGUGUGUGUGGACCAGCAGAGACCCAACAUCCCCAACAGAUGGUUCUCAGACCCAGUGAGUACACAGAGACCAGACGAGGCGAUCCGAGUUAAAUGUUUACUGGUGGAGAGAGAACUAGCUAAUAUGUUGUCAUGGAGAAUAGGACCCGCUCCAAAUUUGUCAAUUUAGAAGCUGUGCAGAAUGCAGCACUGCCUGCUAGGUUGUCCUGCUUCAUCAGACGUUCAGUUCACUUGUGAGUCUUUGAAAACAGCCUGUCAGUCGCCCACCUCAUUUCCCAGCUCCAUUGAAUACAUAAUACGGUCUGAUGGGCAGUUAAAUUCUAGCCUUUAAGAAUAAUUGCUUUACCCUUUGCGGAACUAUAGACUUUCGCAGUUGAGGCUUAAAAACAGUAUUUUGCUCAAUGUCUUUUUUUGUGUGUUAAAUUACUAUACUUAUAUUCAGGGCAUUUUUAAAUGGGAAAAUAUUAAAAACAGCUGGAGUGGGACUUUUUAAUAGAUUUGUUCAGAUUCUCUUCUUCUUUUCCAGACUUUAACGUCCAUCGCGAAACUUAUGAAGGAGUGCUGGUAUCAGAAUCCCUCUGCCAGAUUAACGGCGCUACGCAUCAAAAAGACUCUGACAAAAAUCGACAACUCUCUGGACAAAAUUAAAGCAGACUGUUGA